CCAUCCGCCAUAUUGGCGGACGAGAAGUACCGGAGGCCUGGGUUGAGUGGUCACCAGUCUUUUCGCAACUAUCAUCAUUUCAAAACAUGGCGACCACCGUGGAAGACGUUUGUCCAUCGGUGGAAGAUCUCACUCGAAAGGAAAAUGCAGAUCCUCUUCCAUGCCCUACACAAGGAUGUUCUAGAGUGUUUCACAAUCGUGCCUGUCUCCGGAUGCACCUAAUCAAGACUCAUGGAGUUGCUUCGAGCAGCGAAGAGAAGCAGCUUUAUGUUCGCGGUCAGAGCAAGAAUCGGGUUGAGAAACAUUUUUACUGUCCAGUUAAACAUUGUGUACGUGGACAAGGCACAAAAAGACAUUUCCCGCGGAUGUCACAGCUGAAACAGCAUUACAUGACAGUUCACGCAGAGAAAAAGAAUGUUUGUAGCAAAUGUGGCAAAGGUUUUGGUUUGCCAGAUACAUGCCACCGCCAUGAGCUUAAAUGUGGACAGUUGUUUAUUUGUUCAUGUGGAUGUCCUUAUACCACAGUGGAAGCACUCUUCACUCAUGCACGAAGACAAAUGCACAAACUGCCAGAAUGUUACACAACAAAGAAAGAAAGUUCAAAACUGCCAGUACCUGCGAGUGCAGUGACCCUUGUUGUUGUUAAACCUGUUAUCCCAGUUUUCCCAUGCACUGAAAAGAACUCUGGAAAGAAUGGUGGACAGUGCCCAAGUAGAACAAAACUCUGCCCAAUCCUUCCUAAACCUGGUCUAGCCAUUCCCUUGGAAGCUGGUGAAAGUUUGAUCGACACUGCAAAGAAACAAGUGUUCACCAAGUCUGUGGAAACACAAACACCCUUUGAUGUUCACAGCAUGCAUACUCAAACACCCAGUCAUUCAACAAUCGCAGAGCAGGCAUGCGAUUCGUAUACACAGACCCCUGCUCCAAUUACCACGCGGCAGUUUCAGUUCAACAACGAUGGACAAAGUCUUGGGAUUGGUUUCAACAACCAAGCUUCAGUUGGAACCCAGGUGGCCAUGUUGGCAAGCCAUAGUGACUUUGGUGUGGGCACUGAUGACAGCUUCCUGGCACAACUGGGUUGUUUUGCUGCUGGUAGUUGUAGUAGUACAAGACAGCCAUUUGCGUUGCCGCAGGCCACCCCGGUUCAACACCUCCCUCCUAUAAGUUCUUUUGUUACAGGCCAACAAAGGCCAGGCUUUGUGACCACAAAUGAAAAUUCAAUGCAGACACUUGAUAUUGACCCAUUGUGUUUAAAUAUCCAAACGCAAACCAAUCUUACAAGCACUGAUUUGGCACUAAGUGACUUAAGACCCUUAAGCAGUGCGCAAACUCAGACGUGUGGCUUGGAACAGGUUCCCCUUGAGGACAACGAGACACAGACUUUGAUUUCCUUGCUGGGCAUUGAUGCAAACAGCUCAAUUGACUCUGGAACUCAGACGCACACCCUUCUGGAUGAUCUAUUUGACACUCAAGAUAUUGAACUGACUGAGUCGCAGACUCAAACUUGGUUCACGGAUUUCUCAUCGAUUACGUCACCUGGUCUGGAUAAUAGUGGAAAUGAGUUUGUUUACAAUGAUGACCUGGUUGACAUUCACACACAAACAUCCAUUGUGAUGUCAGACUUCAGUGAGCUUGCUGAUGACACUGAAUUUGCCAGCUCGCAAACUCAAACAUUACAGAGUGACUUUGUCUGCUCCAGUUUGUUGUCAUCAAGUGUCCAGACAGACACCCACUGGGCACAGGUGACACAAACAGAUGAACAGUUCAGAAAUGGAUCUGUAACUUCCACAAGUUCUCAAACACAGACUCGUCAAAGUAUUCUUGAUCAAACCUGCAUUGUCUCCAGUGCAGAAACACAAACCUAGUUAAUCUUGGCAUCCACAUGCUGUAACUUUGCAGUGUAGAUUUACUGGUCAGGAAUAAUAUUGCAUUGAAUAAAAUGUAAAUCAUAAUUCAUUAAAAUUGUUUUAUGUUAUCUUUAUAUAGAUGUAAUUAUUGCUCCAGUGGAGCUCAUUUUAUGCCAUCCAAGAGUUUGAAUGGCAUCUUCUCUUAUUUCCCUGCUGCAUCAAGGAGAAUAAGAUGUCUUCAUACUUAAUUACCAGACAAGCAAUUACAUGAUGCAAACCAAAGUGACGAAAACAGAGCAGUUUUGAGUGAGUGUUGCAGAACCAAAACCAAAGAAAUCAUCCUAACCAAUUACAAAGGACACAGACAAUGCACUGAAUUAAUCUAAACUUGAAGUAAAUACAUGGAGCUGGUGUGUACGCGUGCAAGCAAGUCAAGAUUUAUUUAGUGUUAGUUCUGAUCGGAUGACAGAGUGGUUCAAGUUGGUUUAAGUCAAUCACAUAGGAUAGUAAUGUAAAACCACAGCAAAUACAAAUUACUUUUGACACUCAAGUGAAAGCCACUCUAAAAGAGCCUGGUGAUCAAAUCUCAUCCAUCAAAACCUUAGCAUAAUACUUUAGCCAGAGCCUCCAAGUGAUGAAGCAAUGCCUGCACUGCAGGCAUCAAAUUCCCCCUGCCCCUGAUUUACAUGUAGACUAGUGCUUGUUGAAGAGUUGCCUUGCAAUACUUUAAUUUGGAGUUGUGUUAUGCCAGGAAAUUUCUCACAAUAUGUCACUUUUGAAAACUGGCUUUUUGCGGUAAGUUUUCACUCUACACAACAUUAAUGGAGGAGGGUUACCAGUUACUUACUAGUAGAGAAAGUGGUGCAUGGGCCAGGUGAUGUUUAAUAUGCACUGAACUCCUCUGCAUAUGUCCAUCAGUUGGGAAGAGAGUGUAACGAGAAAUACAAGUUAAGAAAUUCGUGAGUUAUUAGUCAUGGAUC
This is a messenger RNA of Orbicella faveolata, 2827 nucleotides long. RefSeq lists its product as uncharacterized. Gene Ontology annotation, biological process: positive regulation of transcription by RNA polymerase II. Gene Ontology annotation, molecular function: DNA-binding transcription factor activity, RNA polymerase II-specific; transcription cis-regulatory region binding. NCBI's taxonomy places the organism in Eukaryota, Metazoa, Cnidaria, Anthozoa, Scleractinia, Merulinidae. Gene Ontology annotation, cellular component: nucleus. The record is from RefSeq and is a predicted model, not a curated record.